UGCCGCACAUGGUUACUGUCAGGGGUAUUAUUUUCCUCCUGCCGCACCAAGGAGAGGAAGCAUGUUCCAGGUGCCCAGCAUUACACAGCUUCGCCGCACUCUCUAGUCCAGCCACCACGCUCCAAGCGCUCCCCAGAGGACUGGGAGAUUUACUCAGGCUGUGGGCCAGACGAGUGGUCCCUGGUGCAAGUCCCACGGGGGGGUCUCAGUGGGAUGGUCGCUUCUCAGCUUCGGAGGCCGGAAAGACAGGAGCGAUAAAGCGGCGAUGUCAGGGGCCGCCUUGUGACUUUGCUGGAUGCAACUCCACACUUUGGAUAUUUAUGAAGACCCCACACCCCCCACCAGCAGGAGCAAGAACACCUGAUAUGCGUACAGAUAUGUGUUUGCUAAAACCCGGUGGAAGAAAAUAAGCAGCUUCCCUCUUUCCUUCCCUCCAGCAGCAUUUACCACGGUAAAGCAGGUUUUAUUCCACGGUGGAAUUGCCGAACUCUUCAGGUUACCGCGAAAACUCCUUAGUGCCCGGUGGAGGCACCAUGAAAGAGAGCCACAGCGGAUAUGAAAAUCAGCUCUUUAAAGAGGAAGAUCUGACAGGGGAAGACGAAGAGAUGCCUUCAUUUAGAGGAAGGACGCGGGGAGGUUGUGUGAGGUGCCAGCAGACACAGUCGCUGCAGUUGGCAGUCAAAGUGCUCUACGGAUUCUUCGCUUUCCUCAUCGUAACAGUGGCUGUGCUGGCAUCUCUUGUCUUCAGAAAGGUGGACUAUUUAUCUGAAGAAGAAUCUUUCUACCAAAAGAAAAUUGUGAAGGUACAGGAAAGUAUACAAGAUCUCAGCUCAGCCAGCAACUGCUCUGACAAUGAUGGUACUGUCCGCUAUGGUGAUGAGAUCGGCAAGCUCAAAAAGGAGUUAGAGGACAUUCAGAAACUGAUCCUGGGUCAGGAGCAGACGCUGGCUCAAGCUACCCAGACACAGCAGAGUUUAACGGUAUUCAGCAACAGGAUGGCACGGGACAUGCAGAAUUACUCCAUGGCAUUUAAGCUGGUAAAUCAGUCCUUGCAGAGCUACCUGGGUCAGGUUAAUGGCUGGAAGGUGGUCAUCAGUGAAACGGACGAAGCCAUGAGGACUCUUGUGCAGGAUCAGUAUGAUAUAAAGGCAACGGUACUACAGGUCAACAGCACAGUGGAGGUCAGCAAGCUGUGGAUUGAUGCCAUCCAGCGGAAGGCCGAUGAGGAAGCCACUGUUCUGCAAAAGUUGACAAGAGACUGGCAGAACUACAGCAAAACCCUGGGGUCCCUAAAGUCCAACUCCAGCACUAUCAGCCAGUCGGUGAGAAGCAUCCAAAAUGGGAUUUCUGCCACACACCAGAGGAUCAGCAUGAGCUCUGAAAUGGUACAUGAUCUCACGCUGCAGGUCAUGAACCUGCAGAUGCAGCUGGACAAUGUAACAUCAUUCAUAGAUGAGCAUGAAGAGAACACAAAUGACCUCCAUUACCACUCCAAGUAUUAUGAGAACAGGACCAGCGAGAGGUUUGCAACUCUGGAGGCCAGAAUGAAUUCCAUCGAGAUGGAGAUCGACACCAUCUCCUCCAGCAUCAACGCCACAGUUAGCCAUGUGCAAAGCAUGUACAAGUACAUCAACAUAGAAAGCACAUCAUGCCAGUCCAGGCUGGGAAGCCAUACGGAAGAUCUUCACAACCUCAACAAUACGGCCUUGCUCCUCCUGCACCUUGCAGACACCCUCAGGCAGCAGUACAUGCAGCUAAGCAUUCGACUGGACGUUGAUGUCAGAAACCUAUCCAUGGUCAUGGAGGAAAUGAAACUUGUUGACACGAAACAUGCUCAGGUCAUCAAGAACUUCACGAUUCUGAAAGGUGCGCCAGGACCCCCAGGUCCAAAAGGUAACAAAGGAGAUGUUGGAAGCAAGGGACCAAUGGGUUUGACAGGCAUCAGAGGGUCUCGGGGACUUCCAGGGGUCCGUGGAGCCCAAGGUGAAAAGGGCUUAAUGGGCCCCAAAGGAGAUCCAGGAGAACCUGGUCCACCUGGGGUUAAAGGCAGCCCUGGGCUCAAAGGUGCCAAAGGAUCACUAGGGCAACCAGGGCUUCAGGGUGAAAAAGGUCAGAAGGGUGACAUGGGAGUUAUGGGUAAAGACGGACCUCCAGGCCCCCAAGGACCACCAGGAUUACGAGGCCUUCCGGGUCCUCCUGGAAUUCCUGGUCUUCCGGGACCCAGAGGGAAACCAGGACUCACAGGUCCACCCGGCCCCCGUGGUUCUCCAGGCCCUCCGGGGGAUUCACUGUCCAUCUCCUGAAGGGACCAUUCCAACCUUGGUUCCUCAACUAAAAUGAAAGAAGGCACAUUCUGUACAACCAUGUACAUUGAAAACGUAACAUUAGGGGACUGUUUUCACCAGGGAUUGCCACAGUGGUCCACGUACAUGUUCAAGUUACCUUCCUCUCAGUGGAUGCUUUUUAGUGCCUCCUUGCAGUUAAGCUUCAACAUAUGGUGCAGCCUUCCAACCUCAAACUGUAGAACAUUCAAGGGCAAAGAAAAAACAUUUUGGUAAUAUGCUUCCUUUGCCUGAGUCGCCAAAAGUGUCAAAAUUUGAAGAAGACCUUGCAUUCAGAUUCUUAAAUGGACAAUACAGCAAUUGUUUAUGUGCAUACACAAAGAUUUCACACGGCAUCUAUGAGGAUGCAUUGUUACAAUGUGGGUUUACAUUAUAUCAGAAUGCACUUUUUCAAAAAUAAAGGAAAUAUGCUAUUCGUUGCUGGUUUAUAAUGUUAAAUUCUGUCUCAUGGCACCUUAAUGGUAGGGGGCAUGGUGGUAUAUAACAUAAUAUAAGAGG
This is a messenger RNA of Scleropages formosus (Asian bonytongue), 2840 nucleotides long. RefSeq names its product scavenger receptor class A, member 3 (gene scara3). The transcript has 7 exons. Bases 534 to 2303 code for a protein of 589 amino acids. NCBI's taxonomy places the organism in Eukaryota, Metazoa, Chordata, Actinopteri, Osteoglossiformes, Osteoglossidae. The record is from RefSeq and is a predicted model, not a curated record.